Molecule: messenger RNA, 3999 nt
Organism: Pseudo-nitzschia multistriata
Lineage: Eukaryota; Bacillariophyta; Bacillariophyceae; Bacillariales; Bacillariaceae
Source: the annotation of a GenBank genome assembly
CUACAGCACCCGCAACUAGCCGCACCGCACCGCACCGCACCGAACACCAGACCCCACACACGAUGAGUGGUGGCUCGAAGAAGAAGUCCGGUGGCAAAAAGAACGGGUCUUCGGCCGCGGGCAGCACCGGCGACAAGGCCCCGGGUGCCGCCAGAGAGAGCAACAACAACUCCAACGCCAGCAACAACCCCAACGCCAACGCCAACACAGGCAACARCAGCAAUGGCAACAGCAAUGGCAAGGCAGACGGGAACGGACCGAACCCGCUGGUCCGACCGGCGUCGAGCCGCACCAUCCAGCCCCGGGGGAUCCUGACGGGAUUCUACCAGAAAAACGGCAAGCGCGUCCAGCACACGGUMCAAGACGGUGCCCUGCAGAUGCCGGGGGACGCCCUCGAAAUCAUCCGGACCGCCACCGAGCAGCUGGUGCCGAAGCCGUUGGAAGGCAGUGGGGAUAUCAUUAGCGAUGGCAUUGGCAUUAGCGAUAGCAACAACAGUAGCAACAACAACAAACACAACAAAAGCAACAACAACAAACACAACAAAAACAAACACAAGCGCAAGACCUACGACCUGCCGGGACUGGACUCGGUCGUCCGUCCCUGCCUCGAUCCGAAGAUCCGGAACCUGGUGAUCACGAAACUCCGGAUCGUGAAGCACAAGCGCGUCGUCGAACCAAAGCCGCCGGUGGAAACCGACGGGAACGAAGCUGCCCCCGAACCCGCGGCACCCCGCUUCCGGUUGGUCUCCUACACCGCGGCCCACAACCAGAGGAUCACUCGGCUUCCGGCGGCCGCCGCGUCGGUGGAACGCAUCCGGGGGGGCGGGGACGGGAGCGGGACCACAGAGAACGUUGCUCCCGGUGCCAAYCCCGGUGCUGCUUCCGGUCUGCAGGGACCACCCGGGCAUCCGUCCCUGCAACAGCCCCCRCAACCACAGCAACAAGCACAACCAUCGUUGCAGGCCCCGCCGCAGGUACCACCACCGGCAGCGGCCGGAGGGCUGGCCGCUAUGGAGAUCGACCCGCCGGCACCACCGAUGGCAGCAGCAGCAGCAGCAGCAGCUGCGCCACCACCAGCUUUUGCCGCUGCCGUGGUGCCACCGGCCCCUGCGCCGGCCGUGCCGACGACCGCCGCGGCCGGUGCUUUGGUUCCGCCGGCGGCAGCGGCCACCGCAGCGGCACCUCUAGCGCCAAUCCUCCCGGCCGCUCUUCCGGCGGCUACUGCGACUGCGACCGUCGCUGCCACCAGCACCGCUCCGCCUGCGGCUCCCGUUUCCGCGUCCGUCUCGCUGGGGAAYGCACAGAGCUCGGGGCCUUCUGCCCCCGCGGUGGCACCGGCGGGAGMUGCCACGGCGAUGGCAGCAGCAACGGCAGCAGCAACAGCAGCAGCAACAGCGACGGAAACGGCGACGGCAACGGCUACGGGUCCAUUGGUGCCGAGCGCAGCCCCCGCGGCUCCCAACCCUGCGCCAGUGGCGCCAGCCGCAGCGGCGCCGACACCGGUGGCUUCCGUUCCCGCAGCGGGAGCAAAGCCGGCGCCCACGGCACCCACCGCGGGUUCCGCUGCCCCCGGAACCCCGGCACCCGUGGCCGCUCMKGCCACCGCCGCGGGUGCUUCCGUCCCGGGUGCGGCUCCCUCUCCCGCCCUUUCGACAAAGCCACCGGCUGCCGCCAACGCCGGGACGAGCACCCACCACCCGAUGGCAAAACCCCCGGCGGGCCCGUCGUCCUCCGAUGCUGCGGCGGCGCAAGCGCCGGCUCCCGCGGUACCCGUAACGGCAACAUCGUCGUCGGCGCCCGCGUCGGCGCCCACGGCCGUGAAGCAAGAGGGGGGCAAGCCCAGGCAGGAGGAGCCCGAGGCCAAGACCCUGGCAGCCAAGCCGCCRCCACAGUGGGAACAGCACAAGCCCGCUCCGAACGACGAGACCGUCGCCCCCGAAAGCCAGCUCCCUCCCAGACCGGAAUGGUUCUCGAACGACKGCGUCCACGAAAUCGAGCGGACGAUGCUUCCGGAAUGGUUCGACGGCAGCUCCCCCCACAGGACGCCCGAAUCCUACCUCGAGACGAGGASGAAAAUCGUACGGAUGUCGGACACCCUCUCCAACCGAAACCUCACCAACGCCAUGAUCCGUCGAUCGGUGGUAGGGGACGCCGGGAGCCUGCAGCGGCUCCGGGGCUUUUUGGUCAAYUGGGGGAUCAUCAACCGCGACGGGAUCAACGACUCGGCACCGACGUCCGUCGGCCUCCGGCCGGAUCCCAAGAGGCCCGCCAGGUUCAGCGAUGCCAUGAAGGACGACCUGGUGGUGGCCGUCACGGAACAAGCCUCGAAGCGCCGCAAGCUGGCCAUGUCGGCACAGCCACCACCGUCGUCURCCGCGCUGGCGCUGGACUGGGAGGAAAUCGCCGAGAGCGUCGGCCACGGGGUCAGUGCCGAGGACUGCCGGCACAACUUUGUCACCGCGGACCUGGGCGAGGACGACCCAGCGGAGGCCGCGACACCGGGAUCCGGAGUGGCGGACGGGAACCCCACGGCGGGCGUAUCGAACCAGAAGGCCUUUGUCCAGUCCCUGAUCGAUAGCUCCGAUCCGAAGGUGGUCGAGGCGAUGUUCGAGGCGGCCGUCCGGGCCACGGGCGGCGGCAGCCCGGCGGACACGCGGGCCGCGGCCAUCCUCGGGAUCCACGCGACCGGGGCGGUCGCGAACGCCCGGGGCCACGAGAUCGACCUGGCCCUUCGGCUSUCGAAGCUCCUGGACGCGAGGAUGCAAAAGCUGGAAAACCGGAUGGCGAUGCUCGACGACGUUGAGGGGAUCCUCGAGGCCGAGAAGGUGGCCCUCGAGAUGGAACGCCGGGAUCUCUACACGGCCCGGUGCCGGCACUGGUUCGGGGGCGUCUGACGGGGUCGAUGCAACCGGUGCCUCCGAUCGAUUUCGGGGGAGCCUUGUCGUUUCUCUCUGUAGCUUGCAACACGGGUACCAUUUGCAAUAGCAACAACAUUGUGGAAMCAUGCCCUGUACCUCGAAACGAAACUUUUGUCGAACUGUUUCGGUCAAAGAGGAACGAUGCAGAGUGGAAGGCAAUAACAUGCCAUACUUUCGGAUCGAGACGAUGAUGAGUUUGAAAUAGCAAAUACAGUACSUUACAUCACUAUUGAGUAGCUACGGGAAAAUGCUUGUGACAACAAUAUUGAUGAUACGGUGCCGCACGCCACAACAACCAUUUGAAAAAUACUUGAGUUUUAUGAAUCGAGACGCAAGGUAGUUUGAAGUAGCAAACCGGUUUGUCAAAGUCAUAUUUAUUUACCUUGUAGAGUUUYGUAUUCACAGCAAAAAAUAACACUAGUAUUUCGUUCAGCGCGUACUAUUACGAAAUACUGUACUACCGUACUACUAAUCAACAAACACACGAAGUUGUCCGAAUCCAUCUCCGGUUCGUGAUUCGCAGUCGUGGAUGAUUCAGAAACAAUUCGGACUGACUCAAUCCCGUCAUCUGCUCCGCAUUUACCAUAAGGUAACGGUACCGUACGGCUUCGGCAUCGACGGACCAAAACCGCGCUCUACCGGUAGCUUCUGCGUCGUUUCUCAUCGAGUCGAGUGAAAAAAUUUCAAAAACCUGCUGCGACUUCCUUUGGACCACCUCUCCCUGAGAAUCAGUUUCCUUCCCCAUCUCCUCUACAGUAAUCCCUUUCGAGCAGAGCCAAACUGUCCCUACAUACACUUUUAAACCAAUACAAUGAGCGCUUUCACGAAAGUAGCAAACUUCGUUCAAAAGGGAGCUGUAACGGGGCUCUUUUCUGUCUUUGCAUGGCAAGCUUAUCAAAUCGGUAAGUGACUGCUGACGGAAGGGGAUGGAAAACAUGGUCGAUCCUGGUGACAAUCGAUGUUUCAACAAUCGUCCAUUAUAUCUCACUCAACUACAUUUUUGUUUGUUUCAAUGCCAACAGGUGUCCAGUGCACAGAUCACAGAAAGAGCAAGCGCAUUGAAUCAAGAAGUCAGCACGAA